This is a messenger RNA of Sesamum indicum (sesame), 4689 nucleotides long. Lineage: Eukaryota; Viridiplantae; Streptophyta; Magnoliopsida; Lamiales; Pedaliaceae. The record is from RefSeq and is a predicted model, not a curated record.
UGCAGAGACGGGGGGUGAAAACUGAUGGAAAUUAUGAACCGAAGCAAAGGAGAAAAUAAGAAGAAAGGAAGAGAAAAAAGAUAGCAGAGUAAAUGAGACAGAAAUUCAACAACCACAUGCAAUUGGGUUGAAAGACAGCCAUUAAUGCAAAGUUGAACCAUAUUCUUACCCACAGCAUUAAUGAAGUUCAACUAACAAUGCCAGCCCCAAAGUCAUCUUUACUCAUCCUCACCGCCUUAUUUUGCUGCUAAAUUUUCAGCACUGCGUUAUAUCUUCACACCCAUUACCUUUUUCUCUUGGUUUCUUUCCAUUCCUGGUAAAACUUUGAUGUGGAACUCGGCGGAGAACUUCUCGGCGCGUUCCGAGUCAUUUAGGGAGGAUGUGGACGACGAAGAGGCGCUGCGGUGGGCGGCACUGGAGCGGCUUCCCACGUACCGCCGCAUUAGGCGCGGAAUUUUCCGUAACAUGGUGGGUGACACCAAGGAGAUCGACAUACACACUCUUCAAGCGGAAGAGCAAAAGAUCGUCUUGGAUCGGUUAAUUAACUCUGUUGAUGAUGAUUGGGAGAAUUUUUUCACUCGCGUACGACGCCGGUUCGACAGAGUUGAUAUGGACUUACCGAAGGUUGAAGUUAGAUUUCAACAUUUAACAGUUGAAUCAUUUGUUCAUGUUGGUAGUAGAGCUUUGCCUACGAUUUCAAAUUUUAUCAUCAACAUGACUGAGGCUUUAUUCAGGCAGCUAAGAAUACACUCUGGUAAGAGAAGAAAGCUGACAAUUUUAGAUGAUAUUAGUGGGAUAAUUCGACCAGGAAGAUUAACUUUAUUAUUAGGUCCUCCAAGCUCUGGGAAGACGACGCUACUGGUAGCCCUUGCUGGACGCCUCAGAUCUGAUCUUCAGAUGUCAGGUAAAGUAACCUACAACGGGCAUGCUCUUAAUGAGUUUGUUCCCCAAAGGACAUCUGCUUAUAUCAGUCAACAAGAUUGGCACAUAGCAGAGAUGACAGUAAGAGAAACACUAGACUUCUCAGCACGCUGUCAAGGUGUUGGUUAUAAAUAUGAUAUGCUUCUGGAACUUUUAAGAAGAGAGAAGGUUUCUGGAACAAAGCCUGAUGAAGAUCUUGAUAUAUUCAUGAAGGCAUUGUCUUUGGAGGGGAAGGAGACAGGCAUUUUAGUGGAAUACAUUUUGAAGAUCUUAGGACUGGACCUCUGUGCGGAUACUCUGGUUGGAGAUGAAAUGAUUAAAGGAAUCUCUGGUGGUCAGAAAAAGCGUCUGACAACAGGUGAAUUAUUAGUGGGUCCGUCAAGAGUGCUAUUCAUGGAUGAAAUAUCAACUGGUCUUGAUAGUGCGACUACAUACCAAAUCAUCAAGUAUCUUAGGCAUUCAACCUGUGCACUUGAAGGAACCACCGUGAUUUCUCUGCUUCAACCAGCACCUGAGACUUAUGAGUUAUUUGAUGAUCUUAUUCUCUUGUCUGAAGGCAAGAUUGUAUACCAGGGACCUCGUGCAGCUGUCCUCGAAUUCUUUGCAUAUAUGGGUUUCAGUUGUCCGGAUCGGAAAAAUGUGGCGGACUUCCUUCAAGAAGUUAUAUCAAAGAAGGACCAAGAGCAAUACUGGGCUUCAUCUGAUCGGCCCUACCGAUACAUACCAGUUAUGAGAUUUGCUGAAGCCUUUAGCUCAUACAGGAUAGGGAAGAAUUUAUGUGAGGAACUAGAUGUCCCCUUUGAUAAGCGUUACAAUCAUCCAGCAGCUUUAUCAUCUUCUCAAUAUGGGGUCAAGAAGAUUGAACUUCUUAAAACCAACUUUGACUGGCAAUUACUUCUUAUGAAGCGGAAUCUGUUUAUCUAUGUUUUCAAAUUCAUACAGCUCCUUUUGGUUGCUCUGAUUACAAUGAGUGUUUUCUGCCGGGCUACACUGCAUCAUGAUACAGUUGAUGAUGGAGGCCUUUAUCUGGGAGAAUUGUACUUUUCAAUGGUGAUUAUUCUUUUCAAUGGCUUCACAGAGGUUUCCAUGCUGGUUGCCAAGCUUCCGAUUCUUUACAAGCACAGGGACUUGCACUUCUACCCCAGUUGGGCAUAUACAAUACCUUCAUGGCUUUUAAGCAUUCCAACUUCAUUGAUAGAGUCUGGUUUCUGGGUGGCAGUAACAUACUAUGUGGUUGGAUUCGACCCAAACAUUACCAGAUUUCUUCGGCAGUUCGUGCUUUUCUUCUUUCUUCAUCAAAUGUCUAUAGGUCUUUUCCGUCUGAUGGGUUCAUUGGGCCGCAACAUGAUUGUGGCAAAUACUUUUGGAUCCUUUGCUAUGUUGAUAGUCAUGGCUCUUGGAGGAUACAUCAUUUCAAGAGAUAGGAUCCCUCCUUGGUGGAUCUGGGGAUUUUGGAUUUCCCCGCUAAUGUAUGCUCAAGAUGCUGCUUCUGUGAAUGAAUACAAGUGCGGACAACUCAACUCAGUCACUUGGCAAAGCAUUGCUAAAGGCUCGCAAUUUGUUCCCUGAAAGUUACUGGUACUGGAUUGGUGUUGGUGCUUUGGUCGGUUAUACCAUCUUAUUCAAUAUCCUUUUUACGCUGUUCCUCUCAAAGCUGAGCCCUCUGGGGAAGCAUCAAGCUAUUGUUUCUAAGGUGGAGCUUGAAGACAGGGAGAAGAUGCAAAAAGGAGAACCUGUUGUAAUACAGCUAAGAGACUUUUUGCAGCACUCAGGCUCGUUUGCUAAGAAGAGUUUUAAACAAAGAGGCAUGGUGCUUCCGUUUCAGCAAGUCUGUAUGUCUUUCAGCAAUAUCAGUUACUAUGUGGAUGUACCCCUGGAACUGAAGCAGCAAGGCAUAUUAGAGGACAAACUGAAGUUAUUGAAUAAUAUCACAGGAGCAUUCAGGCCUGGUGUGCUCACUGCAUUAGUCGGAGUAAGUGGGGCUGGAAAAACCACCCUUAUGGAUGUAUUAGCUGGUAGAAAGACUGGUGGUACUAUAGAAGGAAACAUCAGUAUAUCUGGCUAUCCUAAAAGACAAGAGACCUUCGCUAGAAUAUCAGGGUACUGUGAGCAAAAUGAUAUUCAUUCUCCCUGCUUAACUGUUCAUGAAUCGCUUCUGUUCUCUGCAUGGUUGCGGUUACCGUCAGAUAUUGACUUGCAAACUCAAAAGGCAUUUGUUGAUGAGGUGAUGGAACUUGUGGAGCUGACUCCUCUAAAAGGAGCUUUGGUAGGUCUACCAGGAGUUGAUGGACUAUCAACGGAGCAAAGAAAACGCCUUACUAUUGCGGUUGAACUGGUAGUCAAUCCUUCUAUAGUGUUCAUGGAUGAACCCACAUCAGGGUUGGAUGCUAGGGCUGCAGCCAUUGUCAUGAGGACUGUGAGGAAUAUAGUAAAUACUGGAAGAACAAUAGUUUGCACAAUUCAUCAACCCAGCAUUGACAUCUUUGAAUCCUUCGAUGAGCUUUUAUUUAUGAAACGGGGAGGAGAGCUCAUUUAUGCUGGUCCACUUGGUCCCAAGUCUAGCAAACUGAUAGACUAUUUUGAGGGGAUUGACGGAUUACCGAGGAUAAGGCCUGGAUAUAAUCCUGCUACAUGGAUGUUAGAGGUUACAUCAUCAGCAGAAGAAAACCGCCUCGGUGUUGAUUUUGCUGAAAUUUACAGAAAAUCUACCCUCUUUCAAUUUAAUGAAGAGUUGGUUGCGAGGCUAAGCAAACCGGCUGUUGAUUCAGAAGAUCUCAAUUUUCCUACAAAGUAUUCACGGUCGUAUUUUGAUCAAUUUGUUGCAUGCCUCUGGAAGCAGAACCUAUCAUACUGGCGAAACCCACAAUACACUGCAGUUCGCUUCUUCUACACAGUGAUAAUAUCGCUGAUGCUUGGAACAAUAUGUUGGGAAUUUGGUUCCAAAAGGGACACACAGCAGGACAUUUUUAAUGCCAUGGGAUCAAUGUAUGUAGCAGUGCUGUUUGUUGGAAUUACCAAUGCAACUGCUGUUCAACCAGUUGUUUCUGUUGAAAGAUUUGUUUCGUAUAGAGAAAGGGCAGCAGGAACAUAUUCAGCUUUGCCAUUUGCAUUUGCUCAGGUCGCUAUCGAGUUUCCUUAUGUGUUCGUGCAAGCACUAAUUUACUGCACGAUAUUCUACUCGUUGGCCUCCUUUGAGUGGGCUGCUUCUAAAUUUCUGUGGUACACAUUUUUUAUGUACUUCACUAUGUUGUAUUUCACCUUUUAUGGCAUGAUGACAACUGCUGUCACUCCCAACCACAAUGUCGCCGCCAUUAUUGCUGCCCCGUUCUAUAUGCUUUGGAAUCUCUUCAGUGGAUUCAUGAUACCUCACAAGAGAAUUCCAAUAUGGUGGAGAUGGUAUUAUUGGGCAAACCCUGUUGCUUGGAGUCUCUAUGGACUCGUUGCUUCUCAAUAUUCUGACAGUGAUCGACUUGUAAAACUUUCGGAUGGAGCUAAAUUGAUGUCAAUAAAGCUGUUAGUCAAGAAUGUUUUCGGAUUCAGGCAUGAUUUCAUUGGUAUCGCAGGGUUUAUGUUGGUAGGUUUUUGUAUGUUAUUCGCUCUGAUCUUUGCUUAUGCCAUCAAAUCGUUUAACUUUCAGAGGAGAUGAUUUGUAAUAGGUGAUUAGGUCAUCACAUGGAAACUCCAGAUUUUGUAGUUUGGACGGAGCUUUGCCAUUCAUAUGUAAUCGUUGUACUCAGAAAAUAUAAUAAGGUAUCUGCAUAUUUUAUA